Molecule: messenger RNA, 618 nt
Organism: Staurois parvus
Lineage: Eukaryota; Metazoa; Chordata; Amphibia; Anura; Ranidae
Source: the annotation of a GenBank genome assembly
UUUCAUGGGGAGCGCUUUCUACUACUACACCGGCGGGCAGGUAAGCAACAUAAAAACAUAAGGAGGAUAUCCUUAAGGGACCAUUUUAGGAAGGAUCUAAGUGACAUUGAUAAUCGUCCAAGUGGUUCUGGCGCAAAGAAAGUCAAGACACGAACAUAUUUUGAGGCGUUACAGUUCCUGAAGACCGUUAUGAAACGCAAGAGAACUUCAGGAAUCGUGGCUGACAGGAAGGACAAUACACGUGGCUCCAAUCGAGACAAGUUGGGAGAAGAGGACAGGGAAGCUGGAUUGAAUACGACAUCAAGUCGAUCGUCACCUUUGCUGUCAACAUCAAGCACAGAUGAUGGAUCCAAACAGGCAGGGAAACCUCUUGUGCCGCAAUUCAGGAAGCAAAAAAAGAAAACCACCGAUAUUGACUUGGUGUCAUCAGUGAUCAUGAAAAUGUUGGGAGAGCUGAGGGAGCAACUGCGUGAGUCCCGGCGCAAAGAAGAAAGAGAAGACAACAUUGCUAGUUUCCUCUGCUCCCUGGAGUAUGACAUUCGGCAAAUACCACCACAUAGACUGUCAGCCCUCAAACAGGAAAUCAUGCAAGUAGUGCAUCGCUAUGUCCACGUGUAG